GUUUAUGAAUUGCAAGCAGUGGACGCCUUUUGCAAAAUGAUUGCGAAAGCCGUGCCGUUACUACUGUUGCUGCUGGCUAGUGGAGUACGGAGCCAGGAUGAUUCACUGGCCGGAAGUUUUCUCUCAGGACUGCUGGACUCGAUCACCAGUACAGAGGAUGCAAAGGGAUGCCCGGGUGUUUGCGUGCACACGUUGGCCACACUCAUCUGCUAUGAGGUACUGGACGACAUACCGUGUCCCUCACCGAGCAUGAAGUGCUGCGUGGAAAGCAGUACGGCGGCAGCAAACAUUUCCACCACAGCCCGCCCCAAACCGACCACCACUACGAUGCGGCCAACGACAACCACAACCCCAAAGCCAACGACCGAGGCCAAAAUCAAGGAGAAGGAUAACAAAACAAACUCAUCCUGUCCUGGGGUUUGCGUUGCUGAUCGGAUUGCCGAUUACUGCGAGGCGUACCUGACGACCGCCGGUCUGUGCAAAAGUGGCACAAAGUGUUGCGUUUCGCGGGACAUCUACCCGGACAAUCCACCGGACGAUCUGUACGUACCGACGGCUCAUUUCGAUUCGAAAAACAACAAAACCACCACCCCGAAACCGUACGCCAAGACGACGGAACGGCCACACCACACCACGGAGGAACCGAUCCGCUCGAAGACCAAUCCGACACCGAAGGCCACUCCGAAACCAACCAAAACGCCACCAUCGAAGCAGAAACCGGGCUCUUCCCUGACCGCCAACAAUGGCCAAGGACCGGUUCACAAGGAGUGUGAAGGUGAUUGCGUCAAUGGGUUGCUGGCACUGUUUUGUGAUGACAUCGAUACGGAGGCAUUCUGCCCGAAUGAGGACUCGUGUUGUAUCACGGGAGUGGCCGAAGAUAACAAGCAGCAGCUAGUGACAACGACCAGACGACCGGCCACACCGCCACCUUUGCCACGUUGUCCCGGAUUCUGUCUGCUCAACAUUAUGGCCGCGUUCUGUGAGCGACCGUCGGUGCUCAUCCCGAACACGGCCAACUGUAAGCGUGGUUCGGUCUGUUGCGACAAUACGCGUGCUCCACCACCUCGGCCACAGCAGAACCGUCGCCCACCACCGACCACCACUACGACCCCGGCCCCAACCACAACGGUAGCACCGGAUCCACGAGAAGAGUGCCCCGGAUCGUGCAUCGUCAGUCUGCUCAGCUUCACCUGUUUCCGGAAUGCCGAAAUGACGGAUCUGUUCAAGUGCAAAAAGUCCGGCACCCAGUGUUGCGCUCCAAAGUCCAAGAUCCAGGAGGUGCAAGCGGCCAGCAAAACGAAGUACAACGACACGCACGGUGGUGGUGCGUAUCCACCGCAAGCACUGCCUCCACCACCACCACCACCACCGCCACAGAUGAUGCCACAGCAACCGGUACUGCAGGGUCAGGGCAUCGCACAACCCUAUCCGAUGCAGGGAGUGGCAAUGCCACCACCACCACCACCACAGCCACAAUCUCCGCUACCACCACACCAGGUCCAAGGUUAUGGUCCACCGGCACCGAACCCGUACCCGGGUCCGAUCAGUAACAACAUCUACGAGGUGCCACCGACCCAGCAACCGCCAGCCUACGCCCAGUCCCCGGUGUACGAACCACCGACAACGACACCACGGCCACAGGUUUACUCGAAGUACGUUUGCGGUGUGAAGGGUACGAGCCGGGCGGCACGUUCCUAUCUAACGCGUGAGCUGCUAGCGAUCGAACAGGAAUCAGGGUACCGGGGAACCGGAACGUCACGCCAUGGACGGCAUAUCGAUGUGGACAGUAUCUAUCGGUCGAAGAGCUCGGAACGGUUAGUGCUCGGUAGUAGCAUCGUGCCGAUACCGAUCAUCUACCACGAUCACAACGAUACCGUGCCGGAGGAUUUGCAUCAUCAUCCGAGCCUCAAGGAGAAUGCCACGUUGGCCAAGUACUGGAACAACCACCGGAAGGGACGUGUCGUUGGUGGGGAGGAUGGCGAGAACGGGGAAUGGUGCUGGCAGGUCGCUCUGAUCAACUCGCUCAAUCAGUAUCUCUGCGGUGCUGCCCUCAUCGGUACGCAGUGGGUGUUGACGGCGGCACAUUGUGUUACGAACAUUGUCCGGUCCGGUGAUGCCAUAUACGUCCGUGUAGGGGAUUAUGAUCUGACGCGCAAGUACGGAAGCCCCGGAGCACAGACGCUACGUGUUGCGACGACCUACAUCCACCACAAUCACAACAGCCAGACGCUCGAUAACGACAUAGCGCUGCUGAAGCUCCAUGGCCAGGCGGAACUGCGUGAUGGCGUGUGUUUGGUUUGUUUACCGGCACGAGGUGUGAGUCACGCCGCUGGUAAACGCUGCACGGUGACGGGAUACGGCUACAUGGGUGAAGCUGGUCCGAUUCCGCUGCGGGUUCGUGAGGCCGAGAUACCGAUCGUGAGCGAUGCCGAGUGUAUCCGCAAGGUGAACGCCGUGACGGAGAAGAUCUUCAUCCUGCCGGCGUCCAGUUUUUGUGCCGGCGGUGAGGAGGGUAACGAUGCGUGCCAGGGUGAUGGUGGUGGACCGCUCGUUUGCCAGGAUGAUGGAUUCUACGAGCUGGCCGGUCUGGUGUCCUGGGGUUUCGGUUGCGGACGAGUGGAUGUGCCCGGUGUUUACGUGAAGGUGUCCUCGUUCAUUGGAUGGAUCAACCAGAUCAUUAGUGUUAAUAAUCAAUAGAGGGGGAGAGGGCGGAGCAGUGCGUUCACUUUUAUACCAAACCCAAACUCCCCACGAUUCCCUCCAUCCUCCAUUCCCGCUUUCCAUGUCCUUCCAUGGAGCCAGCCGUAUGCGCGAAUGCACCGCAUCAUGUGAGUGAGUGUCCCGAGGAUUCGUGCAUUCAGUAGCUUUGUAAGUAGGUUUUGGUUUUAAGGAGAAUAAUUUAAACACUAAAAUCGGGCCGGGCAUAAGGAUCUUCUACUUCUUGAUUGACCCCGAAUACAUGCCCUGUAGCAAGAGACAUACAUACAGACACACAUGUAUUCAGUGACCGAGAACCUCAAAGACGAUGCUAGUUGUUAGAGUUUAAUUUUAAGGCCAAUGGGACACGGGAUGGGAGCAGACGCGGUUAUGAUAACGAAGUAGUUGCUGAAGAGCGACAGAUUUCAGGAGCAGCAGCAGCCAAUACUCUCCACCUUCACACUCCACAUUGCAAUCAGACGUAAGAGAUCACCUGACCCCAUGCACCUUUUA
This is a messenger RNA of Anopheles aquasalis, 3210 nucleotides long. RefSeq names its product trypsin-like serine protease domain-containing protein masquerade (gene mas). NCBI's taxonomy places the organism in Eukaryota, Metazoa, Arthropoda, Insecta, Diptera, Culicidae. Gene Ontology annotation, molecular function: serine-type endopeptidase activity. Gene Ontology annotation, biological process: proteolysis. The record is from RefSeq and is a predicted model, not a curated record.